GUUUGGUACUGGAACAGAGGCCCAGAAGUUGUCGGGUUUCGGUCAUUCACCUCCCUCGCAAUUUUGACCCCAUCUUCUCCCCUAUCAAAAAUAUCCUUCCUUAUUUCAUUUCAACCAUAUCUACUAGUAUAACAAAACAAAAUAGAGAAGAAAAAUACUGAUUUUCGCCGGCGUUAGCUCCGGCACCGGCAACGGUUCCCGGCAGAGAAAAUAUCUUUUUUGUUGAAAAAGAAUCUCCACUUGUCUGGAAAUUUAAUCAACAAAUUUUUCAAUUUUCGAAAUUUUGGAAAAAAAAAUUCCUCUGCCUGAAACCAAGAUGAUUCAAAGCCUACGUUAUUACCUCUCUGAACAUCCUUCAAUCAUCAGUUUCCGAUGGUCUGAUAGCCAAUCAUGGGGAAACACGUGGGUUUUCUUGUUCAUCUCCAUAGCCGCUUACAUAAUCUUCUCAAUUUUCCUCCAUCUUUUCCUCCUCCUCCUCUUCCGUAACCGUCGUCCUCUCCCUCUCGGUCCAAUCCCCGCUGUUCAUUCCCUUUCAAUGGCCUUGAUCUCGUUUACCAUAUUCGCCGGAAUUCUCCUCUCCGCCGCCGCAGAGAUCCGUGAUACCCGUUGGUUCUGGCGCCGGUAUAAAACGACUCCGUUUCAAUGGCUUCUCUGUUUCCCUCUCGGUACUCGUCCUUCGGGUCGGGUUUUCUUCUGGUCGUACAUAUUUUACCUCUCCCGUUUCCUCCACACGUUCCGAACCUUUUUCACUAUCAUAUGUCGUCGUAAACUAUCAUUCUACCGACUAUUCAACCACUCGAUCUUGAUUUUCAUGUCAUUUUUAUGGCUUGAAUUCUCGCAAUCCUUUCAAGUACUGGCAAUCAUAUUGACCACGUCGAUUUACUCGGUGGUUUAUGGUUAUAGAUUUUGGACUGCUCUUGGAUUACCAAGCAAGUGUUUUCACUUUGUGAAUCACUGCCAAAUUGUGUUGUUGGGUUGUAAUGUUAUUUGUCAUGUUGGGGUGCUGUUGCUGCAUUUCUUAAGAGGUGGAUGUAAUGGAAUUGGUGCUUGGGUUCUUAAUUCAGUACUCAAUGGUGCUAUUCUUUUUUUGUUCCUAAAUUUCUAUGUCAAGUUGCAUUUAGAGAAGAAGAGAAAAAUUGGCGCUGGUAAAGAAUCUGGAGAAACUUUGUACUCUGUUAAAGACAAGGACAUUUGAGGUCUGGUCUGGUCUGAUUUUUUAUUUAAAUAAGAACUUUUAUAUAUAUAUAUAUAUAUAUAUAUAUAUAUAGUAUUAGUACUAUUCUUCCAGACUUCUGAUAUAUUCCUUGAGAUUUUGUAAAUCGAAUUGUAUAAAUUGUGUUAAGGGGUAUGAAUAAGGAUAUCAUUUGUUGAGUGUAUAUAAUAUAUAUAUAUACAGACUAAUUAAUUGAUGUUAGAAGUGAA
Molecule: messenger RNA, 1422 nt
Organism: Capsicum annuum
Lineage: Eukaryota; Viridiplantae; Streptophyta; Magnoliopsida; Solanales; Solanaceae
Product: elongation of fatty acids protein 3-like
Biological process (GO): fatty acid elongation, saturated fatty acid; very long-chain fatty acid biosynthetic process; fatty acid elongation, polyunsaturated fatty acid
Cellular component (GO): endoplasmic reticulum membrane
Molecular function (GO): fatty acid elongase activity
Source: RefSeq, a predicted model, not a curated record